This is a messenger RNA of Homalodisca vitripennis (glassy-winged sharpshooter), 554 nucleotides long. RefSeq names its product putative defense protein 3. Gene Ontology annotation, molecular function: oxidoreductase activity, acting on metal ions. The coding region runs from base 1 to 507 and encodes 168 amino acids. The record is from RefSeq and is a predicted model, not a curated record. Lineage: Eukaryota; Metazoa; Arthropoda; Insecta; Hemiptera; Cicadellidae. The transcript has 3 exons.
AUGCUGCCAGGAGCAGGAGUGACUGUCUGGUUAGCGCUUCCAGCACUUCUGCUAGCUGCCGAGGACCUGGACUCCAGCACUUGCCUCACCCUCGACCCAUUUGACAGCGCGCUGCCCCAGACCACACCCUCACCCUACACUCUCUCCUGUAGUAAGACUGGGAAGAUAACGAACCAGGACUACAUCAUCUUCACCAUCAAGUCCUCGCGACCUCGGUUCGACUUCCGAAGGUUCGUGGUGCAGGCACUGGACAGCGAGAGCGGUGUGGCCGUGGGCAUGUUCGUGGACACAGGAGACGCCGACAUCACCGUAGUCAACUGUUUUGGUCGUUCUGAGAAUACUGCGAUAGAGUUCGAUACGGAGCCGAAGACAGAAGCGCGCAUGAGAUGGAUGCAUGACUUUGACUACGCAGGCAAUAUCACAUUCUUGGCCACAAUAGUCCAGUCUGGGGAGAUAUUCUGGCUGAGAGAGAAGGGAGAUUCAAUCUCUAUAUACAACCCGUGGUAGAACUUUACAUAUUGUUAGUGUAUGUUUGUAUAUUUUCUUUACUGUAA